AUGGGGUGCUGUGGCUGUGGAAGUUGUGGCGGCUGCGGUGGCUGCAGCAGUGGCUGCGGUGGCUGCGGUGGUGGCUGUGGUGGCUGUGGUGGCUGUGGCGGCUGCGGUGGUGGCUGUGGCAGCUGCACCACCUGCAGGUGCUACCGUGUGGGCUGCUGCUCCGCCUGCUGCCCCUGCUGCUGCGGCUGCUGCGGGGGCUGCUGCAGUACCCCCGUGGUCUGCUGCUGCCGCCGCACCUGUGGCUCGUGUGGCUGUGGCUCGUGUGGCUGUGGCUCAUGUGGCUGCGGCUGUGGAAAGGGCUGUUGCCAACAGAAGUGCUGUUGCCAGCAGAAGUGCGGUUGCAAGAAACAAUGCUGCUGCUAGGCGGCCAGUCAGCUCUGCCUCUAGCGUGAGGGAUGUCUGGGGCUUUGCUCACAGCGUUUGGUAAGACCUUCCUCCAUCCCUCCUGCCUGCUCGCUGCUGUCCUAUUACUUUGAU
Molecule: messenger RNA, 477 nt
Organism: Neogale vison (American mink)
Lineage: Eukaryota; Metazoa; Chordata; Mammalia; Carnivora; Mustelidae
Product: small cysteine and glycine repeat-containing protein 7-like
Exons: 1
Coding region: 1-363 (120 amino acids)
Source: RefSeq, a predicted model, not a curated record